Molecule: messenger RNA, 420 nt
Organism: Tetrapisispora phaffii CBS 4417
Lineage: Eukaryota; Fungi; Ascomycota; Saccharomycetes; Saccharomycetales; Saccharomycetaceae
Exons: 1
Coding region: 1-420 (139 amino acids)
Source: RefSeq, a predicted model, not a curated record
AUGGUUCCUCCUCCUUAUGAUCCAAUAUUGCUACGUGAGCAUGCUUAUUACGAUACAGGGGAUUUAACUGUGGUGCUGGACCCGGAUACGUUUUACCAAAAUGGUCUAAAGAGCUCUGCUAGAUACGGACUGGGGUUCUUGAAUUAUAACUUUGGGCUAAGAGAUGAAAUCUAUGAGAAAUCGUUCUGGAUGCUUGUUCGAAUUCAUGUCUACACACACUUCACUUUCUAUUUGACUCUAUUCACAGGUCUGUUGUUUGCAUGGGUAUACAUGAACUUUCUGAGAGGGAAUACACAAAAUUUGAAACAAUUACUGUUUGGGAAACGCAAACAGCAAGCCAUUUGGAAGUACAAGUCGAUUAAGAAUAAAAAUGAGCUGUUGCACGAUGGUGAUCUAGAGUACCAGCAUGUCAAGGAUUGA